GUAGGAUGAUGCAAGUUCGUUGUCGCAGGAAAUAAGAAUAAUUCUAACCAAUGUUAUUUUGAUACGUCUCCUUCGGUAUAUGUAGAUAUCCGGCGUAUAUUUCGGUCUUGUCAUUUACCGUCUCAACAACCAAUGGUCUCACGUUCGAAAACGAAGUAAAUAGGUGUUUUGCUGAAAACUGAUUUGGAAGCAUUUUUGGCGUUGUAACGUACUUCCAUAAGAGGGAUGGAAGCCUUUAAGAAUUGUACAAUAUUAUGGAUAUUUAUUGUGCUGGUCGGUAGUGUCUUAAUUAGUGGAGCCUUAGGUUGGGGCAUUAAAGACAAGAUAAGAUUAACAGAUGUCAGUGUCAUUACAUUACAUCCUGGAAAAAUGACAAAUUCCCGUCGUACCCACCCUGUUCCCCAGUUAAAGUGUGUUGGUGGCUCAGCAGGUUGUUCAGCUUUUACUCCAAGUGUUGUUCAGUGUUACAACCGAGGGUCUGAUGGCUAUGAUGUUCAGUGGGAAUGCAAGACAGACAUGGACAGUCAGUAUAAGUUUGGUGAAAUUACAGUCAGCUGUGAAGGUUAUGAUUAUCCUGAUGACCCAUACAUUCUAAAAGGUUCCUGUGGGUUGGAAUACACAAUUGACAUGGUCAGUAGUGGAAGUUAUUAUCACAAUAAUUAUCAUUCUGGACACAAGGACAAUACUUACCACAACUACAACAGUCACAGUUACCGCUCCAGGCAUUCUGGAGGUUGGCUAAGUACAAUUAUCACCUGGGGAGUCAUUGCCUGGAUUGUAUAUUACAUCUACCAGCGUUUUACAUACAACCAAUCACAGCAGAAUAAUUCAACUGGUGGUCAUAAUCAAUUUUCCAGUCCCCCACCUCCUGGAUUUCGGCCUGAGUAUACACCAGGGGGGACUUUUGGGAUAUCUGUUUGGAGGCUCAGGCCGUCGCAAUACUUACUAUGAUCACUAUGAUUACUAUGGUCCGAGAUACCAUCAGCGAGGACCUGGGUACGGUUUUGGUGGAGGAUCAGGCUGGUUUGGGUCCAACAACAGCUGGUCUUCAGGACGCUCCUCAGGUUGGACCUCAGGCAACAAUUACAGAGGAAGUUCCUCUCCAAGCUCUCGGACCUCCUCAGGAUUCGGUAGAACCAAACGUCGCUAAAAACUGAUUAAAAGAAAACCGUUGAUACCUCAUGCACACUUAUAUUAAAGGCUGUUCACUUCCUGAGAGUAACAGGAAACCUUUCGAGGAGGGGAAGGGAGAUAUUGGUCGGCAUUGCACAUUAGAGCCCAGCUUUCUCUGUCUAAAGGCUUCAGUUGUUUGAUUAGUUCAAUAGGUAACCUAUCGUUGUUUAGGUCACAGCUGGCAGCAGCUAAUUUUUACGGCCUAAUAUUAACACUUGCAUAUAAUAGUUAGUGAUUUAGGGUUAUUUUCAUAGUCGUUUACAAUAGCCAUCAUCCUCGCAAAGAAAACGUCUUCUUUUUCUACUUAGUUGAGCCUUAAAAACCAUUAUCAGGUUACUAUGAGCAACGGUAAAUUAUCCGUCGUAUUUUGUUUAUUUAAGCACUAAAUUUGGUUUUACUCUAAAUUUUAAACAAGUGUCACGUACAUAAGCAACGUAAGUAGGCUUCCUCUAAGAAGCCUUCUUCUAGUAAAUAAAAGUUUUUCUAAAAUUAAAAGAA
Molecule: messenger RNA, 1671 nt
Organism: Pocillopora damicornis (cauliflower coral)
Lineage: Eukaryota; Metazoa; Cnidaria; Anthozoa; Scleractinia; Pocilloporidae
Product: store-operated calcium entry-associated regulatory factor
Biological process (GO): regulation of store-operated calcium entry
Cellular component (GO): endoplasmic reticulum membrane
Source: RefSeq, a predicted model, not a curated record